Racocetra persica is the source of this 529-nucleotide messenger RNA. The record is from the annotation of a GenBank genome assembly. Lineage: Eukaryota; Fungi; Glomeromycota; Glomeromycetes; Diversisporales; Gigasporaceae.
UUAAAGGCCUCUCGUUGGAUGAAGAGGGAUGGGAGGAACUUGAUAACCAAUCAAUGGAUGUGGAUGUGGAAUGUACCAGACAUGAUUCUAAAGAUGAUAAUGUAGAUAAUUGGGAGCCGGAUCGUUAUGAAGUGCACAAAAUUAUUGCUCAUAAGGUUGUGAAUAUCUUUACCUCGUUAUGUGGAGAGGUUACUCCAAGGACACGUAAUUCUAAUCUCGAUGAUUGCCGCGAAAAACUUGAUGAAUUCCGUAAACUUUCCAAUGAGAUGAAAAUAACCGAGCAAUGUCAUCAACAAUAUGAAUGUGAUCCUGAAGAACGUAUUAUGUUUUUAAAUGCUUACAAUGAUUCUGGUCGUAUUAACUUUGAUCUUUAUGAUAAGAUCAUUCUUGGAAGAAUAAAAAAAGAUUACGAAUAUAAUGAAUAUGUAUCUGAUCUGAUGAUCGAAUGUGUCCCUGUUGCCGAGAUCAGCGAAAGAGGUCGAAAAGAAGAAGAAGAAGCCAAGCGUCGUGAAGAAUAUGACUUGUUUUA